ACACUAGUACCAAUCCAAAUAAAUUAAAAAUUAAAGAACUUAUUUAAAUAUUAACAGCAUCUUAAUAAUUUAUUUAAUUUAUAAUUACCUGUUUACACGAAUUGCACAAUAACUUUGCAUUACUUUUUUAUAACAAAUUUUAGGUUAUGUAUGUUAUGAUCGGGUUCUUUAAUUUAUUUGGGUUGGUAUCAGUGUCUGGCAGAAGUUGGCAGCUAUGAUUAGCAGUUUGCUAAUGGUGAACUCGAGCCUAAAGUGUUAUAAAUAUAUUUGCACUCGUGGGUGGUGAACGAUCUAGUGUAUUUGACAAUUAAUUGUUUCUUUUCAAUAAAUAACCUAGAUUCUGAAAAGUUUUCGUCUAAACAAAGCAAUACGAAGUAAAGUUUUAUUACAAUUUAUGUUAGGAAGGCUUUAAUUGGUGACAUGGAUAUCAAGUCAGGUGAAUUUUGAUGAUUCAAGGUCCUACACAUUGACAAAUCUUCAACUCUGUGGGAGAUAUUUAAAUAAUCAUAAUGUCAGCACCACCGCCACCUCCACCCCCUGCAUUUAAUUUAGGAAAUUCGGGUAGCAGUGAUCAGGGGCGAAACCAAUUAUUACAGUCAAUUAGAGCAGGAAAAACUUUAAAAAAAACAGUGACUGUUGAUAAAAGUGCCCCUUGUAUAUCUGGCAAAGUGAAGAAUGGCACGAGCAACAAUUCCACUAUUAAUUCGCCUCAGUCUGGUACCGCUAGUAGUGUUAGUAAUAACAACAACAGUACUCCAAUGGGGCUUGGAGGCUUAUUUGCUGGUGGAAUGCCUAAGUUAAAACCCACAGGUCUCAGAAGUACGAUUGUUGAAAGAGAUUCAUCGACUAUUUCAAAUUCUGGAAAUAAUCCAGCUCUUAGUGCCAAUACUGUUGUAACUAAUAUCAAUACCACUGGUACAAUGAAACGAGGACCACCUCCAGUUCCACCGCCAGCUGCUCAAAAACCCCUUAUAUCUUUACCUCAGCAAAGUACAACGGAUGGACCAAAUGAGUCACCAAAUAAAGGCUUUGGGAAGCCAAUGUUAGCUCCAAAACCGCCAGGAACAUCGACAUUACACAAACCACAUCCACCCCCAAAAAAGCCGGAAUUACUUGGAGGAAGUGUAUCGCGAGCACAAAGUAUGCGAUUACCUCGAUCACCACCAGUACUCGCACCAACACCUUCAUCUCUUCAUCAGUCUCAGGAUUGUUUAAAUGAAACCCAGCACAGGCCAAUAAAUCGUGUCUUAAGGCCACCAGUAGCAAGACCACCUUCACCACCUACAUCUAAACCAGCUCCAGCCACACCAGUUUCUCAAGUUCUUCCACCAGCUCCUCCGCAAGGUCCUCCAGUAGCUUCUGUUACAAGAGUGGCGCCGCCUCCUCCUGGAAGACCUACAGUGAUGGCACCCAGUAUGCCUCCACCGCCCCCACCUCCGCCGCAUCGUUCGAAUUUAACUCAUCAAAGACUUGCACCUUUGCCACCAACACCUCCAACUAGAAAUUUAUCAUUGUCUAAUGGGCAAUCAUCAACGAGCAACAAUUCUGCUGAUUUAGAAGUCAGAUUUAGUGAAAUGUUUCAUUCUAUCAUCACUUUUCCAUCACCCGAGCCAUUUCGAGGAGUUCCGAAACUUUACAACAGCAAAAAUGCUAAACAGCAAGCUCCGGCACCACCUCAAUCAAAUCCUAGCCCUAGUUCUGUUCUUCAAUUAAAUGCCUCAGCAGGGGGGAAACAGUGGCAACAUAAUGCAGCGUCAUCAGCAUGUUAAAAUAAUUAUUUGUAAAUUUAACUUGUAUUUAUAAUUAAUAAUACUAAUCAUUAUUAAUUUAUGAAAAAAUAAUUUUUUUGUAUAUAUAUAAAUAAUAUGCCGUAAAUGUCGAAAAAUUUAGUCAUAGCCAUUGGAUAUAUUUAUUUCGAUUGAAGCCAAACGCGAUUAUUACGCGCAAUUAAAUAUAACAGACCACGUUGGUCUAGAUUAAUAUUCAAUAAAUUAAAAAAUUCUAUUGUAUUUGCAAUGUAAUAAUUAUACACUAAAUUGUAAUUCGAUAGUCUUGCAAUGCACUUGUUGUAAAAUGAUAACUUGUAAUAAGUAAAAUUCCAAAUUUUUAUGUAACAUAAUAUUCUGUUUCUAUUUGAUAUUUUGAAUAGCAUCAAGCAGAAACAGAAUCCACUGUAACUAAAUUAACUAUCUCUUUUUA
Messenger RNA from Chelonus insularis, 2199 nucleotides. RefSeq names its product formin-like protein 14. Bases 510 to 1769 code for a protein of 419 amino acids. The record is from RefSeq and is a predicted model, not a curated record. Gene Ontology annotation, molecular function: actin binding. Lineage: Eukaryota; Metazoa; Arthropoda; Insecta; Hymenoptera; Braconidae. Gene Ontology annotation, cellular component: actin filament. Gene Ontology annotation, biological process: actin filament polymerization. The transcript is spliced from 5 exons.